Messenger RNA from Diachasma alloeum, 1165 nucleotides. RefSeq names its product NTF2-related export protein (gene Nxt1). Gene Ontology annotation, cellular component: nuclear pore central transport channel. Bases 586 to 1002 code for a protein of 138 amino acids. The transcript is spliced from 4 exons. The record is from RefSeq and is a predicted model, not a curated record. NCBI's taxonomy places the organism in Eukaryota, Metazoa, Arthropoda, Insecta, Hymenoptera, Braconidae. Gene Ontology annotation, biological process: protein import into nucleus.
UAAGAAAGAAAAAUCUUUCGUCUGUCACGUGACACUUAAAUGUGAGAGGAAGCGACUUUUUUUUCUUCAUUUUUGCUAGGUGUCUCCCUCCUCUCCCGCGUAAGUUGCAUCUUCGGGAAGGAAAUUAUGGAUCACUGAAAUUUUUCUAAACGGGGGGGAGAGGGGUUACAGGUAGAAAACGUCAGAACGCCCCCUCAUGGGAGUUUCCUCUCGAUUGUUUAUUAUUUUGGGUGAAUUUUUGAGGGAGUAAGUUAAUUUGAUUUGAGAAAUUUUUUGCUCGGUUUUGUGGGCUUUCGCAUGGCAAGCGAAAGAUGAUUUUGAUUUAUGAUUGGAGAUUCUGGAAAAUGAGAAAACUCCGAAAACCGGUUCUCAAUGGCGGGUAAUUGCCAGCCAAUCAGAGGAGGGUCUACAUUGGAGGUUUUUUCAGAGAACUCGGAGAAACUGUCAUUCGUGAAUGUUGGGCUCGUGUCUCGUGUGCUCCUCGUGUUUUGACAGUAAAACCGCAUCGCUCGGUUUUAUAAAGUACUCAUUACCUUCUGAGUUAUCUACAUUAAUUUUAGAAGUUGAUUUAUUUGAGGGGAUAAAAUGGAGCAGGAUUUGAAACCGAAGAUCGAUCAGGCCUGCAGAGUUGCGGAGGAAUUCACAAAAUUGUACUAUGAGAGUCUGGAUAAGAGACGAUUCAUGAUAUCGAGACUGUACCUGGACACAGCGAGCUUAAUUUGGAAUGGGAAUGGAAAAGAGGGAAAGGAUGCGAUUCAAAAGUUCUGGCUCGAUUUACCUGCAACAGACCACACCAUCACGACCCUGGAUGCUCAACCCAUCACUGGUCCAGCAGUCUCGGAUCAGCUCACAUUUCUAGUUAAAGUCAGUGGCCAAGUCAAGUAUCAGGAGAAAACACCAAGACCAUUCACCCAGAACUUCCUCAUAACAGCUGUUGGAGACAAGUGGAAAAUAGUCAGCGACUGUUUCAGAAUGCAAGAGGCAACAGAAAGCACCGGAUAAACUCCAAAAAUCCAAAUUAGAAUAAUGAAUUAAUCUGGAAGAAAGUGAAAGCCGACAGACUGUUUGACACAAAUUGACGAAGACAUCUCUUUUGACAUAUACUUUUUAUUCUCAAUCCUAUAUCAAUGUAUAAAGCAAUAAAUUUUGUAUGAGCGAAUCAGUA